Loxodonta africana (African savanna elephant) is the source of this 4481-nucleotide messenger RNA. RefSeq names its product tRNA-histidine guanylyltransferase 1 like (gene THG1L). The record is from RefSeq and is a predicted model, not a curated record. The transcript has 6 exons. Bases 45 to 941 code for a protein of 298 amino acids. Lineage: Eukaryota; Metazoa; Chordata; Mammalia; Proboscidea; Elephantidae. Gene Ontology annotation, biological process: tRNA modification. Gene Ontology annotation, molecular function: magnesium ion binding; tRNA guanylyltransferase activity.
UAACUUCCGGGGCGGAGCUGUUCAUUCCACUUCCGCGGCGGGGAAUGUGGGCCUCCUGUAAUGUGAAGUUUCGGGAUUGCCUGGCCAUCAGUUCCGUCAUUCUGAGACGGUGUCUGAGUUUGGGCGUGACCAUGGCAAAGAGCAAGUUCGAAUACGUGCGGGACUUCGAGGCCGACGACACCUGCCUGGCCCACUGCUGGGUAGUAGUGCGACUGGAUGGCAGGAAUUUCCACCGGUUCUCUGAGAAGCACAACUUUGAAAAACCUAAUGACAGCCGUGCCCUCCACCUGAUGACUAAAUGUGCCCAGACUGUAAUGAAAGAACUAGAGGAUAUUGUGAUUUCAUACGGACAGAGUGAUGAGUACAGCUUUGUGUUCAAGCGGAAGAGUAACUGGUUUAAAAGAAGAGCCAGUAAGUUCAUGACUCAUGUGGCCUCCCAGUUCGCCUCCAGCUAUGUGUUUUAUUGGCGGGAUUACUUUGAGGACCAGCCUCUUCUGUAUCCCCCGGGCUUUGAUGGAAGAGUUGUGGUGUAUCCUACCAACCAGACCUUAAAGGACUACCUCAGCUGGCGGCAAGCAGAUUGUCACAUCAAUAAUCUUUAUAAUACAGUUUUCUGGGCACUUAUACAACAGUCUGGACUAACACCAGUGCAAGCCCAAAAGAGAUUACAGGGAACUCUUGCAGCAGACAAGAAUGAGAUUUUAUUUUCUGAAUUCAACAUCAACUACAAUAAUGAGCCCCUGAUGUACAGGAAAGGGACUGUGCUGAUCUGGCAGAAGGUGGAUGAAGUCAUGACGAAAGAAGCUAAGGUGCCAGCAGAAACGGGAGGACAAAAGAUGGCAGUGACCCGAACCAGGACCAAGCCAGUGCCCUUUCACUGCGAUAUUAUUGGGGAUGCUUUCUGGAAGGAACAUCCAGAGAUCCUUGAUGAAGACAGCUAACCCUGUGCUUUUCAAUCCUGCUGUGCCUAAUCCUGCAAGCCCCCAAGUCUCCUUGCCUCAGGUGGCCCUAGCAUCCCUGCCACCCAGGAGAGAGUGCUGGGAGGGACAUGAUUCACUUUGGGGAGGGGAACAGGAAGAAAUGGAUGGAUGGGGGCAGCGCAUCUUAUUCUGCUCUAAGCAGAACGCCUUUUGUGCACUGUUGGAACGUGCUUCCUUCAGUAGAAGUGCAUUUUUAAAAAACUGUGCUACUAUUUUUAUAAAGCAUGAACUAUUUUAUGCUUCACAGAAUGAAUCAUUUUUAGGUUGUACCAUAAGUCUUAAAAACCUGUCAACUCUUUUCAUCUGUGAUAAAAAAUGAGCCAAAACUUUACUCUCGCCCACUCUGUUCUUAACUAGAGAAUUGAGUGGCCUUGAAAAUCUCACCUUUCUCACCCAUCCGCUUGUACACAUCUUCGGCAGACCUGGAGAUAAACAUGGGCUGAUGCUUGCAGGAUGCCCCUGAGUUCAGGAAUUCCAGAGAAAAUACACACAGAGCAACUCUCCACGUUGGUGACUUUGGCCAAACAAAUGAGUGUGGUUUGGAUGCUGUUCUGUACAUGUCCAGUGGUUUGAUUUUGUGGGGCUGUGUUGUCAGCACGAUGGUGAUCAUCAUCAUCAUGAUGUUGCCAGGGGCGUUGUUUCCAAGGCCAGGUCUUUGUAGGAAGAAAGAGAACCACGUGUAUAUGUGAGAGAAAGAAAACAUGUAUGAGAAUGAAUGAACGAGGAAGGAGGAACAUUCCCUGAGUUUUAAGAGAACUGGUUAUACCGCUCUCUUCUACUAUGUUUUUUCAGUUUUAAAAUCUGCUUCAGUGGGUUGGACUUCCCAUUGGGAAUGCUGGACUUACUGAAUAAUAUUUUCAAGUACCCUCUGUAUAAUCAGAAAAAUAACAUUUGACUUCAAGAGCAGAGGGGUCCACACUCCCCUUGGAGUCACAGGUGGUCAUAAUGGUUCUUCCUGCUGUUGGGCCAGUGGAGAUGGGUGCAGAGCAGCAGAGAGCAGCAGCAGUGAUUGCCUUGCAGCCAGGCUGUUGGCCUCUGAAGAGAGGAAGCAGUGGGAAUAGGUGGUGAGAGAACUCUCAUUUCCUCUCAUCCUCAUUUCAGAGGAAGAAAAUCAUUUGCCUCUAUUAAGGAUUAAUUAAGAGACAACCCAAGUCCCAGUGCCUGGUCUCACAUUGAGAAUUGAGAGCCAAGAAGAAAAUGCAUUUUUGAAAGGGUAACGGCUGGCCUCAUCUCUCACUAACUGACGCCCCAUCUGUCAGUGACAUUUUCCCUUCCCAUCCUCCCCACUCCACAGGAAUAGGAGAUAUGGCUCAUGUCUGGUAAUUGCUAAACCCUCUUUAAGAAAAAAAAAUAAAGGUUUCAGCUCCCUUGGCCUGAUUUUUCUUUGCCUCAUACAGAUGCAGUGUGUGACUGACUGUUAACUUUUGUGUAUGUUUCUUUGCUUAAACCAGGAUAUAUCCCUUCAUCAGAGCAGUGGUUCAUUAACUUCUGGAUGCAAAGAAAUUACUUAGAGUACUUGUUUAAAUGCUGAUUCCGGACACUACCAUUGAAGAUUCGGGGUUCAGCAAUGAGUCAGAAUUGACUCGACAGCAACAGGUUUGGUUUGGGUUUGGUUAAUCUGAUUUUUAACCCCAGAGGCCUAUGGUCAUUGAUACACCACGCUUAGGGCAGCUGGUCCCUCAGUAUCCUAUGAUAGGCCACGUGAGGCAAUAAGAUAGGGAAGCUGUUAAGUAAAUUUAAUGGAAUAGUAAGUAAUUUGUACCAAAUUAAAACAGGUAUAGGUAAAUAAGUAGGCAUUAAAGUACAAAUUUCAAAACAGAUCCACCCAAAGAAAUUUUGUGCUUUCCAUGGGUGCUGUGUGAUAUUACCAAUACUCAAUUUUGCCAUAAGACAUGAGAGUGAGUGCUUAUUUGUUGAAUUGCUGGCAGUUCUGCAGCUUGGAGGUCUUUGUUCAGGCAGGAGGCUUUGAACUACGAAGGACUAUCCUGGGUUUAAUAAACCUGCCAUAACCAAACUUAACUAUUUAGCGAUAUUACUUGGAAGCGCUGUUACUUAAAAGCCAUUGCUGGGUGGUUUUUGUCUUUGGUGGAGGUUGUAUUCAGUCCAGUGUAUAUUUCACCCAAACUAAGCCAGUUGCCAUGAGCCAACUCUGACUCAUGGCAACCCCACAACUAUUGUGACCUUUCAAAAGCAGAUCACCAGGCCUUCUGAGGCAACUCUCGCUGGGUUCAAACUGCCAACCUUUAUCAGACACUUAUGUAUUUCACAGUUGAUUAAUUUUCAACUUGACCUCUCAGGUAGAGAAUAGUAUUUUAUUGGGCUUUUUUUCCAAAUCUUAAACCCCAAACCAAACCCAUUGCCAUUGAGUCGAUUCCGAUUCAUAGCAACCCCGUAGGACAGAGUAGAGCUGUCCCAUAGGGGUUCCAAGGCUGUAAUCUUUACAGAAGCAGACUGCCACAUCUUUCUCCCACAGAGCAGCUGGUAUGUUCAAACUGCUGACCUUUAGCAGCCAGGCGCUUAACCACCACACCAGCAGGACCCCUCCAGAUGUUAAAGGAAACCUUUAAAAUACAGGAACAACCAGUAUACCCUUAAUACUAGUUGAUAGCAGUGGGGGGAGUUAUGAAUGUGGUUUGUGUGGCCCAUCCAAAAAAACCCAAACCUGUUGCCAACAAGUCGAUUCCAACUCAUAGUGACCCUACAGGACAGAGUAGAUCUGCCCAAUAGGGUUUCCAAGGAGAUGCUGGUGGAUUCAAACUGCCAACCUUUUGGUUAGCAUCUGAGCUCUUAACCAUCAUGUGGCCCACAGGCAACUGGAAAUGUCUCAGCUCUGCUGGGUGAGGUAAUAGCUAGGCCUUCAGUGCACAGUAGCCUAUCAUUUUAAUAUAGAAAAAGAAUGCUUUGCUGAACCGGAGCUAUAAAGUAACAAGUGGUACGACCAGGUCUUGUGAGUCUUCCAUCAUUCUGCCCUCCAGGACUUGGAUCCUCAUUUCCUCCAGUUUUUUAGCAAUGCUUAUUAGGAAAUGAGUGAUAAUGAAUUUUCUUUAGUACCAAAGUCUCUCCCAUCUUGGUGCAAAUUUCAUUUUGCAACGGAAAUGAGAAAAGGAGGACUAGAUCCACCCAUCCUUCAUAGUUCCCUUGUACACUUAACCAAUAUUAGCUGACAUUCACAGAGCGUUUAUUGUGUGCUCUGUAUGCAGUAUCUUAAUCCUUAGGGCAAUGUUAAAAGUUAAGGACUGUUUCUAUAGUACUUAAGCUUCAGAUGAGAAGGGGCCAGAGAGGCUAAAUAAUUUGCUCCCAAAUUGCCCACUGGAACCAGAUCAUACUCAGCGUGAAAACAGAAUGGGACACUUAUGGCCCUCUUCCCUCAGCUUCCAGCCAGCUCUAACCAGAGAUAAGUGUGCAGUUCUGGAGCGCGUCAGGAUCACCUAGGGAGCGUGUUAAAACGCCCACUACGGCUUCACUCACAAAGAAUCUGGAGUAUUAAUAAGUACUCUAAGA